Molecule: messenger RNA, 2331 nt
Organism: Diospyros lotus (date-plum)
Lineage: Eukaryota; Viridiplantae; Streptophyta; Magnoliopsida; Ericales; Ebenaceae
Product: U-box domain-containing protein 36
Exons: 4
Coding region: 1139-1996 (285 amino acids)
Source: RefSeq, a predicted model, not a curated record
CUUCCUUUUCACACUGCACCAACACCACCAGCUCACAAAACCGCCGGCGCCGCCACCACCAACUCCUCUCUGUCUCACUCUCUCUUGGUAUGGCUGACCCAUCAUCACCGCUACCAUCUGCGCCUUCAGUUAUCUGUCCUCACCAUCCCAGUGCGUGAAUUUCAUACCCUCCUCAACCUCUUUGUCUUCACCUUACGAUCAAAAUCCACCUUUGGGGCCAGAGUGGGUCAACACGCUGCAGCAACAAUGUGCUUGAUGUGGGGUUUUCUUGAUUUGGGAAGUGAAGAAAUGGUUGACAAGAGACCGACAAUGUAAUUUUUGAAAUAUUACGGGAAGACUCGUUUCUUUAUUGCAGCAAUCAACCAAAAUAAAAAGGAGGGCCAUUGAAUUGAAAGUUGAAGGUUUCAAUUUUGGCUUUGUGCGGAGUCAUCACAGACUAACCGUUUUUUAUGUUUUUGGAUUUAAUUUGUUGCUGGCAAGCAAACCUAGUUCUGUGAAAAUUUGGGUUUGAAGAUUUCGAACUAAGAUUAUUAAAAUUGUGUUCAAGAAGUCAUUGCUGCUGAUCAUGGAAGGAGAACCAGCUGCCGCACGCCUUGCCAGGGAAGACUGGCGACCAGUGAGGAGAAGACUGCAAAGCCGCCGGAAGGGGACAGAGAGAGGGGGGGAGAACAACCGCUAGGAGAACAACUGCCUUCAUCACCGACGGCGACGAAAAAAGAGAGCGAACUGAAUAUGCAGAUGGCUGCAGUGAUGAUGGGUCAGCCAUACCGAAAGAGAGGGGGGAGUUGGUGGUCGCGGCGCCGGCGGUUUUGAGAGCUGGUGGUGUUGGUGCAGUGGGAAAAAGAAGGGGGCAAAACAGACUUUUGGUGUGUUCGGACACCUGAUUCGAGGUCCUUCUUCGGACUCCCUAUCAUUAUCCGUGUUAUAAACAUCAACAGCAAGCUAGCUGGCUGGCUCUCUCUCUCUCUGACCGCGUUUCUGGCUAACAGAUUAUAUAUUGUAUUGCAAACCCAAAAUGGCUGGCUACAGCUUAGCGGUUGAAACUUGAAAGAAACAGCAGGUCACUGAAAUAUCUCCCACAUACCCCUACUUGUGCAGGUGAUUGUCAUUUGUCGCGUAGAAGAGCUCCGGCCGGGAUAUGAUCAGAGUCAGCCAGAUGACGACGAUGAGCAGCUUCAAUCCCAGCAGCAGCGUAUGUGAGAUAGAAGAAGAAGAAGAAGAAGAAGAGAGAUGCUCUGCAACUGAUAAUGAGCUGUUUAAGAUCGACACUGGUGCAGGCGGCCGGGUGCCGGCGGCGGCUAUGACGGCCAUCAAAGAAGAAUCAAUAGAGGAUGUUGUGUACGUGGCAGUUGGGGCCAAGGCAGAUGAAGAGUCCAGCAUGGACGCCCUACUCUGGACGCUCAACCAAUAUUCCAUCACUAAUACUGCAGCCUCUUCUUCUACCCCCCUCGUUUUUCUCAUCCAUGUCUUCCCCCAACUCCGAUACAUCCCUACCCCAUUAGGAAAGAUUCCAGUAAGCCAGGUGGAUCCAGAUCAGAAAGACAAGUACAUUAUCCAAGAAGGAAGCAAGAGAAGAGAAUUCCUUCAAAAGUUCCUUGAUGCGUGUUCUUCUUCAAAGGUUAAUGUAGAUACCAUACUUAUAGAGAGUGAUACGGUGGGCAAGGCAUUACUGGACCUCAUUCCCAUCCUCAACAUAAGAAAGCUGGUGCUGGGCACCACCAAGUCCAAGCUCAUCAACAGGAGGCUGAGGCUGAGGUCCAAAAAAGGAAGUGGGGGGAUUGCAGAUGAGGUGGUUCAGAAUGCACCAGAUUUCUGUGAGGUAAAGCUCAUCUGCCAAGGAAAAGAAUUAGACCUCGACUUUGUCAAUCGCUCGCCCUCUCCACGUCUUACUAAUAAUUAUGUUCAUACUCCCAAUUCUCCUCCUGCUCCUCCGCAGAGCAACGGCGAUGACGACUAUUUCGGCUGCAAAUGUUUUAGGCCUAAGGCUAUUUCUUGAUGUUAGACUAACAUAUAUAUCUCUCUAACACACACACAAACACAUUUAAACAAAGGAAACUCAAGUGCUACACCACAUCUUCCCCGGAUGUAGACGACUAAAAUACUCUGUCCUCAACUGAACAACUGUAACGUGCUCUCCGGGAUUGGGGGCUGUAAUGGAGAUUGUUCCUGCAACGCUACACAAUGCAUUCAGCCUCAGGUAGGUAGGUACAUGGAAACAUUGACGGUUGACACCACACCCAACAGUAGUAGUAGUAGUAGUAGUAUGGCAUUGGUAUUUGUAUUCUCACCAUCAAUUAGUCCAUCAUUGAAUUACAUUAAGACACUUCAACA